Daucus carota subsp. sativus is the source of this 1089-nucleotide messenger RNA. RefSeq names its product stress-related protein. Bases 166 to 861 code for a protein of 231 amino acids. Lineage: Eukaryota; Viridiplantae; Streptophyta; Magnoliopsida; Apiales; Apiaceae. The record is from RefSeq and is a predicted model, not a curated record. The transcript is spliced from 3 exons.
GGCCAUUGUGAUUAACAUCGUAGACUGAGUUUAGUUUCUUCACCUUCUCUACUUAUAAGAAGGAGGUUUGUUUUCACUCACCUCAUACCACCACCAUCAUCAUAAAUUUCUACACAAAUCCUCCUCUAAAAACCUCAAACCCCCCUGCAAUACUUCAUUCACCUCAUGGCGGAAACACAAUCGGUUAGAGUGGAUGAGAAGCAACUAAAGUACCUAGGUUUCGUACAAGAGGCAGCUAUUUAUGUCAUUCUGUUAGUGACAUCAUUCUACGAGUACGCUAAAAGCAACUCCGGUCCGUUAAAGUCCGGUAUUCUAACUGUCGAAGGCGCUGUUACGGCUGUCAUCGGACCUGUCUACCACAAGUUUCAUCAUGUUCCCUUCCAGCUCCUCUUGUUCGUUGAUCGCAAGGUUGAUCAGCUGAUGACUAAGGUGGAUCACCACAUGCCAGCGUUAAUCAAAGACACUUCAAGCCAAGUCCGAUUACUGGUUUCAGAGAUCAAGCAAGUAGGUGUGGUGGAGACGGCUAAAAAAAGGGCUCACACAGUGUACAUUAAGUACCAGCCUGUUGCAAAUGAGUACUACUGCAAGUACGAGCCGCUCGCUGAGAAGUACAUUGUGGUGGUUUGGAAUUCUCUCAAUAGGCUUCCUCUGUUUCCUCAACUAGCUCACGUUUUAGUCCCAACAGCAGCAUAUUGUGCCACGAGAUACAAUCGAACCGUCGUUUAUUUCAGAUCAAGAAGCUAUACGGUGUCAUAUUAUGUGCCAUUGGUUCCUGUUGAGAAGAUUGCGAAGAUAUUUAAGACUACUGAGAAUGGGCAUGCCGCGAGAAAUGGAUAUGCUGCUGAUGGGAAGACUCAAUGAGAAUCGGCAUGGAGAUGGAGGAUCAGGUUUGGGUUGUGAUGUUUAUAAUAUAGCAAUAUGUGUUCUUAAUGUCUAGCUAGGUAUUUAAAUAUUUAGCUUUCCUCUGCACUGUAAUUUCGCUUUGAGGUUCUGCAAAACAUAUCUCGGUGAAGAAAUUUGAAGCCCCUCUAAGUUCUUCUCUAACAUUUCAGUAAGCUUUUUUGCAAUUUAAAACCAAUAGUUCGCUAA